GAAAAAAAAAGAAAGAAAAUAAUAAGUAAAACAAUAGGAGGAAAGACCGACACCCUACUGUAACUGCUGGUAUAGGGAAGGUCGUCCACAGUAUUAUGGGACUAGGAGUGAGAGACAGACCAAGUUAUCACUGAUCAGUGAGCUUUCAGCAGACUUAGCAUUCGGUGGCGAAAUGGCGAUUUCUCAUCAGUUGGUGAAUAGUGAAGGGCUUGUAAUUCAUCAGGACAAGAUGAAAAGUGUCCAUAAUGCAUUCUCAUGAUGCUACAGUGAUUAGAAAAAAAAAAGGCUAAAAGACAUCCACUCUGCGAGUGAUGUAAGCUUUCGCAUAUCACGUGCAGAGGAGCCUGACGGCAACCGCGUCUCGGCUGAUGCCAGAAGCUCAAUAAUUCCGCGCCAGAAUGUUGCGUGGUGAAUGGGCCCAGCAAAGCACUCGGUCAUGAUACUCUUAAAAAUGCUUGAAAAACUACUGCCUUGGCUACUAUACUAGACAAAGUUGCGUAAACAGAAAAGUUUAUUUAUGUUGUUAUCUGUAAAUCAAUGUGAUCUCAUUACAGAAUCUAAGAAGUGAUCAACUGAAGAAUAAUUAGAAUUCCACAAACCUUCACAAUGAGCACCGUCGAGUAUAUAAACAGGCAUAUCGUUUAUGCUCGGGGACCUGAAGGCCAGACGGUUGUCAUAGUUCCACCAAGACAAGUAAGACCAGAUAAGCCAGUCUCGUGCGCCUGCCGGGUCUGCGUAGGUUGCACGGCCGCAGUGGCAGCCGUGUGCUUGCUGUUGGGCAUCGUGUACGGAGCGAUCGCGUUGGCAGUGCUAGGCCCACACGACUUCUUCUCGUUGAACGGAAGGAAUGAACACUCUAAGUUGGUCUCCAUAUCGCUCUGGUUGCUGGGAGUCGGAGGUAUUUUUCUGUUCAUCUUACUUUGCAUUCAUAAAUGUAUAGAGAGAAGAAAACAAAAACGCAGGAUUCGCUUCAUGUACACAGCAGGUGAGAGCGACUCCCAAACGACGCAUCUCAUGCAGGACGUUACGCAGGAUCAAAGCUCCUUGGGCGGUCAAGGAGAACUUCACUUUCCAGGACAUGAAGCUUUUCCAGAGGGCGCGAGGUAUCCAAGUUCCCCUUCAGGCCAUCAAGUUCCCUCCGAAGGAUAUGAUCCUGCUUUGUACAAUUCUGAACGAAGAAGUCCUUCCAGGCACCAAGACCAAUUUUACCAGCCGGCAAGACCUUUCAGUUCCAGAUACCAAGCCCAAUUUUACCAGCCUGCAAGUCCUUCCAGGUACCAAACCCAAAUUUACCAGCCUGGAAGUCCUUCCAGUUCCAGGUACCAAGCCCAAUUCUACCAGCCUGCAAGUCCUUCCAGUUCAAGGUACCAAGACCACUUCUACCAGCCUGGAAGGGCAUAUCCGGGGGUGAUGUCCUCCGAAUUCUCGUCUCCGUUACGAUCUUCUCCCGUGACUGAGAGAUCGUUCUCGCCUGCCUCAGGUACAACUUACCUCAGCUAUCAUAGCACGAGGCCAGAAACUCACAAUGUUCCUAUGAAUUGAGUCUAUUCAUUCAUAUUUAUGCAAGGACUUUUAUAUAAUGGAAAAGAGGGUCGCCUCUUUUCUAGUGGUAUUCAAAUGUCUAAAACUACACAGAGAUGCGUUGAGAAUAAUCUGAAUCAAGCUUUUAGUCAUGGAAAUGAUCACUUCUUUUCCAGCGUUGCUUAAAUGUCUGAUUUGAUGCAAAAACAAAAAAAACUAUCAUUGUCAACUGAACUUACUUCUUUAUCCCUUUUGGAAAUCACGCGUUUCCAUGAUUUGUCAGUUUUAGAGACGCUUCGUUGGUUACUGUUCUAAUUUGUAAAUAGGUUUGCUGCAACUUGGCAAUAUCCUUCAGUUUUAUCGGAUGUGAAAGAAAAACAAUAGAUAUCGCCCAAGCAGUUCAUUUCAGUGGCUUUUGAGCAAAACAUAUUGAUGAACUUCAUCAUUUCUUAAAUCAUGUAGUGUGAGUAUCAGCGCAUUUGUGUGCGUUUUUCUUAAGCGAAGAGAUGAUCUCAUAAGAAAUCUUAGUUCAUUAUAUUUAACAGAGAGAGAUUAUUUUAUAAAUUAUGCUUUCCUAUCGGCAGUGAAAUAUUAUAUUGACAAAUAAUGCGACUCAGGAAAGGAAUAAUUUUGGUGCUAGUGUUAGCAAUCCCAUUAUGUGCCCAAUUUUGAAAUGUGUUUAGUGAUAUCUUUGUUUUUUUUUCUUUUUUUUUUAUCAUUUUGAAAAGCUUUGCAUGAUUAUUCAUUUGGUGCUAAUAUUAGUAAUUUCGUUAUAUGCUCAAUUUUCGAAUAUGUUUAGUGAUAUAGUUAUGCUUUUAUUUUUUAAACAUUUUCAAAAUUUGUGUGAUUAUUCAAUUGGUGCUAGUAUGGGUAACCUCAUUAUGUGCCCAAUUUUGGAAUGUGUUCAGUGAUAUCUUUAUGCUUUUAUUUUUUUUAACAUUUUGAAAAGCUUUGUAUGAGUAUUCAUUUGGUGCUAGAAUUAGUAAUCUCGUUAUGUGCCUAAUUUUGGAAAUUGUUUAGUGAUGUAUUUAUGCUUUUAUUUUUUAAACAUUUUCAAAAGCGCUGUAUGCUUAUUCAUUUGGUGCUAGUAUUAGUAAUCUUACUAUGUGCCCAAUUUUGGAAUAUGUUUUCUGAUAUAUCUAUGCUUUUAUUUUUAAACAUUUUCUAAGCCUUGUAAGAUUAUUCAAUAAUAAAGAGCAUACGUGCUUGC
Messenger RNA from Macrobrachium nipponense, 2731 nucleotides. Its product is annotated as DNA-directed RNA polymerase II subunit RPB1-like. The transcript is spliced from 4 exons. NCBI's taxonomy places the organism in Eukaryota, Metazoa, Arthropoda, Malacostraca, Decapoda, Palaemonidae. The coding region runs from base 607 to 1542 and encodes 311 amino acids. The record is from RefSeq and is a predicted model, not a curated record.